AGACUUCGAGAGAAGGGACGAGAAAGACAAAGAUGGGAAGGGCCAGAUGUCGAAGCAAAAGAGCAGGGGUUGGUUGCAGUGGGCUUUCGAUGUCAUUGACCUCGGCUUUAUGAGUGCCAGAGGUAUUGGAUGGAACUUUCAAAUCCGCAAUCUACCUCCAGCACCGGCGAGAGACAUACCGCGCCUGCAAUUCGCAGCCAAACAACUGGUCUCAGCAGCUUUCGAUCUUUUGCUUGUGGAUCUCUCAUACCAUCAUCACCGCAACUUCUCACCCAUCGCCUCUGUACCGGUCAAACAACUCACCACCCAACCACUUCCCCUGGCUCUCCUNNCAACGCCUGGCUCAUCUAUCUCCAAGCUCGCUGGACAAUGUCCGCCACCCAUAAAAUCCUCGCCGCCAUCACUGUUCCNCUCCACCUCUUCUCGCCAUCAGAAUUUCCACCACUGUUUGGGUCUUUCAAGCAUGCGUAUACGAUCAAAGGAUUUUGGGCAAACACUUGGCAUCAAA
Messenger RNA from Aureobasidium vineae, 508 nucleotides. The record is from the annotation of a GenBank genome assembly. Lineage: Eukaryota; Fungi; Ascomycota; Dothideomycetes; Dothideales; Saccotheciaceae.